Messenger RNA from Oppiella nova, 439 nucleotides. Lineage: Eukaryota; Metazoa; Arthropoda; Arachnida; Sarcoptiformes; Oppiidae. The record is from the annotation of a GenBank genome assembly.
AAUAAUGGCCAAACUUUCGCUGUUAUUACUGCUGACUUUAGUGUUGGGCAUCACCUCCAGUCCCGUUCAGGUGGGCACCCGAGCGUCCAGAGACCACAACGACUACACGAAAAAUCCUCACCGAAUAGUCUGUUAUUUCGGAAGUUGGGCCCAUUAUCACAAAACGGAUCCCUUCGAAAUCGAAGACAUUGAAUACAAUUUGUGUACUCAUAUCAACUAUGGUUUCGCUAAAAUUAAUGAAACCACUUUUGAGAUACAAGUCUUCGAUGACUGGUUUGACAUCCAUUUCGAGGCGUACAAGAGGUUCGUGGAUUUGAGGACAAAGAACCCUCACUUAACGACAAUGAUAUCAGUCGGGGGAUGGUAUGAGGGGUCGGAGAAGUACUCGGAUAUGGCUAAGGACGCAAACAGAGCCCGAUUCGUGAAAAGUGUAUUGGAU